CUGUACGCUCCUGGAUGUCGCUGGAGAAGACAGAAUCAGCUGGCGAGAUUGAAAGCCCUGCUCUAGACUCCAAUGGCAGAAUUUCCUACGGAGAUCGCUGCUGACUGAACUCCUUCUCCUCCUCCUCCUCCUCCUCCUCUUCCCCCGGAGCUUUACGUCCUUCCCCUUCUGCUCAGAUUUCAUCCACAACCGGAGAAGCAGACUUUCACUGACGUUUUCUCUGUCGACAGCUUGUUCCUGUCAAAACCAUCUCCACUAAUUUCUAAUAAUGGCUGCGGAUGUUUAUAAGAAGAAGGAUGUGCCGAAUGAGUCCUUGGCCCCGACUGAUGGUCAACAGUCUGAGAGGUCAGAGAGUCCAACCCCAGGAUUGACCGAGGGAACAGAACCAGGGGCAGGCCAAGAGGGAGCCAUAUUUGUUCACACUAAGUCAUAUGAGGACCUAACCAGUACAGACAAUACAGAAUUGGCACCCAAGAGCCCAGGCGAGAGGGAAGAAUCUCAAGGUGAUGAGCUCAAGAUGGAAGAGAUCAGCAAAGAUUUCAGUGAACUAAGCACACAACUUACUGGUAUAGCCCUGGACCUGGAAGAAGAGAUAAGGCAGGACAGUGAGGGCAAUUUGGAACUCUCGCCACAAGCUUCACGUCGAGGUUCAGUCCUAUCAGGGAAAGAAGAAGAAGAUAUAACCAUGGAGGCCUGGCGCAUGCAUCAGAAGCACAUCUUUGUUCUAAGUGAGGCAGGCAAGCCCAUAUACUCACGAUAUGGGUGUGAAGAGGCUUUGUCUACUACCAUGGGAGUAAUGAUGGCUUUGGUCUCCUUUGUAGAAGCAGAGAAGAAUGCCAUCAGAUCAAUUCAUGCAGAUGGAUACAAGGUGGUCUUUGUGCGCAAGAGUCCCCUGGUGCUUGUUGCAGUGGCUCAGACUCGACAGUCAGAGCAAGAAAUUGCUCAAGAACUCCUUUAUAUCUAUUACCAGAUAGUCAGUCUCUUGACACUGACUCAGCUUAACCGGAUAUUCCAACAGAAGCAGAACUAUGACCUCAGGAGACUGUUAGCAGGCUCUGAGCGUAUAACUGACAACUUGGUAGACCUGAUGGCUAGAGACCCCAGUUUUCUCAUGGGGGCAGCCCGUUGCCUGCCUAUGGCUGCUGGAGUCAGGGAUGUGGUGAGUGCUUGCCUUCAGCAAGCCAAAGCUAAAAGCCUGGUAUUUGCCCUGUUAUUGUCAAAAAACCAAUUGGUAUCACUUGUGAGGAAAAGGGACCAAUUCCUUCAUCCAAUUGAUCUCCAUUUACUCUUUAAUCUCAUUAGCUCCUCCUCCUCAUUUAGAGAAGGAGAAGCUUGGACUCCAAUAUGCCUUCCCAAGUUCAAUUCCAAUGGUUUUUUCCAUGCUCACAUUUCUUAUUUGGAACCAAACGUUGACUUGUGCCUUGUCCUGAUUUCUACCGAUCGUGAGGACUUCUUUACUGUAUCUCACUGCAAGCAAAAGUUCCAAGAACGCCUAAAGAAGCGUAGUGUUCAUUAUGCUCUCUUGGAAGCAUUACGUACUCCUUUCUACAGUGUCUCCCAGGUGGGAAUUCCAGACCUUCGACAUUUCAUCUACAAAUCUAAGAGUUCAGGACUUUUUACCAGCCCAGAGAUUGAAGCUCCCUAUAUCACUGAAGAAGAAAAGGAAAGACUCCUGGAAUUGUAUCAAUUCUUGCAUAGCCGAGCUCACAACUCCUCCCGUCCUCUAAAUAACAUCUAUUAUACUGGAUCCAAUGAAAAUCUCCUAGCCUGGGUGACCAGUGCUUUUGAACUCUACGUAUGCUUCAGCCCCUUGGGUACCAAAGCAGCAGCUGUCAGCGCUGUCAACAAGCUGAUGAAGUGGAUCCGUAAAGAGGAGGACCGUCUCUUUAUAUUGACACCCCAGACUUACUGACUGUUGUGACGUGGGCUGCCUGCCUUGUUCUGAACACUCCAAAACAUCUUCCUGUGUCUGGUGGGACUAGACAUAGU
Messenger RNA from Protobothrops mucrosquamatus (brown spotted pit viper), 1989 nucleotides. RefSeq names its product MON1 homolog A, secretory trafficking associated (gene MON1A). The record is from RefSeq and is a predicted model, not a curated record. The coding region runs from base 269 to 1912 and encodes 547 amino acids. Lineage: Eukaryota; Metazoa; Chordata; Lepidosauria; Squamata; Viperidae. The transcript is spliced from 6 exons. Gene Ontology annotation, biological process: protein targeting to vacuole; vesicle-mediated transport.